AUGGCCUUCCCCACCACGCCGCUUUUCGCCACUAGUGACCGUGCCAUAUCAGCAAAAUCAUCUAUUUACGAAGUGACGCCCACGAAGCCGCUUGACCUGAAUCAACAUGAUGCAUCGUGGCUUCGAGACGGCGUAAAUCACAAUGAGGGGUACGGCUCACAACAUUCUCCACGCACUGAUCGUGACGACAGACAGCAAUUGACAAAUCUAAGACAUUCUACAGUGUCAUUUUUGAAUUCUGCAUCAGAACUGUCUUUCGAGACAGCAUACCAGUCGGAGGCUCAGGACGAUGAAGACUCAAAUCACGCUGGUACUGGCGUUGUACGCCCAGACUCAACUUUAUCAGCGCAUGACACUACCCCUAUUGUGAUCCCAAGCUCCCAAUUUGGUACGUCUACACCACACGUCGAUGCCCAUGAAUUUCAAAUAAACGGCGAGAGACAUUCUCCUGAUAGCUUUGAUUUCGUUGAAGCGGCACCCAAAGUCUCAAAUAACAGAGAGUAUCUUGGAUUAGGGCUUCCAUCACUGGAGCUUUCAUCGCAAAGACUCGCCACAAGCGGCGUUAUAGAAGGCACCAAGGUACAUCAUGAUUCGAGUACCGAUAUUGGGAUAAACGCUCAAAACACAUCAACCUCUCCAUCCAAGAUCUCUAAACGGUAUUCGUCAUCCUCAAAGACGCUAGCAAGAAAAAGCAUUUACGAAGCUCACGCCAAACAGCCUGUCGAAACUCCCACGGCCUCUGAGAAAGAACAGGAGACCGUGGUGCAGACCAGAGAGCCCAAUGAGAACAGCACAUUUAGCGAGGACUCAACUUUUUCCAACGAUGACAGCUACGUGAAUCGCUUAAAUCAAGGACACGAGAGCUCCAAAAAACUGGAAAGAAAGCAUACUUUCAAAAAAAGCUCCGAGCUCGACCUGGACGAAUCGAAUCUAGCAUAUCUCUUCAUUAUCGCAAUUCACUCUUUCAACUCACAAACGCUUAGAAACAAAGAUGAUGUGGCCAUCUGUUUAUCGUUUGAAAAGAAUGAUGUUGCCUUUGUUCACACGGUAGAUGAAUCCGGUUGGGGCGAGGUGACUCUUGUCAGCAGCCAAAAAAGAGGAUGGGUGCCAUUCAACUACUUUUCAGACAUGAUUGGGGGCCCCAAACAUUCGGGGGAUACAAGUGAUUUUGCAUUAAACUCACCACCCCCUUUAGCUAAACUUCUGUCUUCUGCCGCUAGAUUUCUUCUGCAUCCGCAGGAUCAUCCUCUGGCAAACGGCUCUGGUAUAAGCUUCAACCUCCAGUAUAUUAAUGGCAUUAGAGAUGGCGUCAAGUUUCUUCUGGAAAGUACAGGCUGUGUCUCUCGGUCUAACGAGCUCGUGAAAAACAGGGCUACGCUAAGGCGGUCAAGGAAAAUGCUUCUUGCAGACUGGUAUAACCUCAUGAUCAAGGCAGACUCCUAUAAAUAUACCACUGACGAGAAAAGAAUAGAGACUCUUACAAAUUUAACAUUUCAAGUUCUGGGACGAGGCCACGCGUUUUACUGUGUUUGGUACAUCGAGAAGCAGGCUUAUCAGAAGGAAAAGAAUUUAGGUCUGGCUCAGCCUUUACAGAGAGAACGGGCAAAUGGUGGUGAGAGUGACACUUAUGAAAGGGAAGGGCACAAGAGAUCUGUUGUCUCUAACUCAGCAGAUCUCCCUACUCUGAAGACGCCCCCCUUCGCUGUUCAGCGAUUAAAUGAGGUUCAUGAUCUGCUGUUCUCUUACAUCGCUUUGGUUCUAGGACGCAUGGAUAUGAUAGAACACAAUGCGGCCGGGUGUGAAAUACUGGAAACUAUCAUACAUCAGGUUAUCAUUUUGCUUCGCGAGCUUCUUUAUAUUAGCAAGUGUUGUUCAUCUGUGGUUCAGGCGAAAUUUCCUAAAGUGCAACGAAAUGAGACGUCUUUGGAUCAAAGUCUCGAUCCCCUUUUGUCGCUGGUAUCUGAGCUCGUGUCUUGCAUCAAAGUUUUUGUCGUGCAUUCUAUCAACGAAAACAAUGGACACAAAACUGGCUUUAUAAAAGGAAGCUUCAUCAACAGUGAAGAGUAUGUUUAUACGGACAGUGGAAGGCAGUUGAUGGUAAUCGUUGCUAAAAUGACGGGAUUUAUCGGUGUCGCUAUUCAAGGGUGUCAUCAUUACCUGAAUGUUGCUGGAAACUUUCAAUUGGUGAGCGAGCGGUCAUAUCCUGACUUUGAACUGAUCAAAAUCACUUCAGAUCAGUUCAUAAGACGCUGUUCGAUCGGACUGGCAAAAGCAAUGUCUCAGAAAAGACGAGAUGUGCAUACAAAAUUCGACUAUAGUGAAAAGAACAGUCAGAGACAUCCCUACUCCAAAAAAUUAUAUCGUUACUCAAUGGUUCGGGGAGGUGGAAAUGGCAUCACUUUUUCGGGAACACAUUUGCUCCAGCAUGUUAUACCCGACAACGUUCCUUUUAUUGAUGACAAGUCUUUUGACAAAUUCAAGCUCUCGGAGAGUGAUCUAGAUUCUGCCGCUGAGCGAGACGCUAUCAACGACAGAGAUAAAAUACGAGAUGAAUUGGUUUUCGACAAGGAAGAUAGGCUGAUAGGCGCAUCACAUCGUGCUCUUGUUUUUGUCCUGACAGAUGAGCUCAAUCGUCCUAGUGAUUUUUUGACAGCGACAUACUUACUUAAUUACCGCUCGUUCUCUAGCCCAUUGGAUUUUAUCGCAGAGCUCAUCACAAGAUUUGAUAUACCGGACAAAUCGUCCACCUAUGAGCGAGACGUCACAAAUGGCCAGUACUCUUCCAGAUCUUCAAGGCUCAAAAACAGACGGCGUAUGGUCUGCCACAUUUUCCAAACCUGGAUGGAAAGCUAUUGGAAUUAUCAAAGGGACUUUAGUCACUUGACAACAAUGAUCAACUUCUUUAAUGAAGGAGUUGCUAUCCAUUUACCGUUAGAAGCGCGAAACUUGAUAGAGGUAGCUGCGAAACUCGUUUUAAGGUCGACAGUUGUUCGACAGUCAGCUACACAAGUGGUUCGUCAAUUAUCCCCCAGAGACAUAGUCAUUCCGAGUAGGAAUUCCAUUAUAUCAUUGGAGUCUACAACAUCCAGUAAGAGGUCGACCAUAAUCUCUGUUGACGAACAUGUGUUGGAGGACUAUGAACUUACCAAACUGCCAUCAGCUAGGACAAGCUCCAUUUCGAUACCACUUCCAAUGCUAAACGUUGGAACUUCAUCUCUUUUGGGCCGUAAGCAAAUUAUUGAGAUGGAACGACUUACAAAAAACUACCGUUCGAUAUUAUACCCAUCCGGUUCGGACUUUGAUAGCAAUGGAUCGGGGGGUGAAGUUGGGCUUGAUACCUGGCUCUCUGAAUGGUCUACCCUCGUUCAAAACUCAUUCUCUCAAACUUCACCGGUUAACUUAGUUCACAAUGAUUUAAAUCUUGUUGAGCUGAAUCCUUUGGAGGUUGCGAAACAGUUCUCACUCAUCGAAUCGGCCAUGUUCGUUGCAGUGAAUCCGGGGGAAUUGUUGAACCAAAAUCCUGCUGUGAGGAAAAAAAACUCAUCGGCCUGUCCAGAUAUUGAACUCAUAAUUGACUUUUCUAACCUUCUGUCCAACUAUGUUAUAGAGUCUAUUGUAGCACCGAAGCUUGCUUUGAAGGCGCGUGUCAACAGGUUGACCGCUUGGCUUAGCGUUGCACUUUCAUCGCUUUAUUUCAGAAAUUUCAAUUCUGUCGCUACAAUUAUGACGGCCCUCCAAAGCCAUAUACUCGCAAGGUUGACAUCGAUUUGGGACUCUCUCAGCGAUAAGCAUGCUGAACUAUUUCGUUAUCUGUCGAAAAUAAUUCACCCAAGCAAAAAUUACAAUGUCUAUCGGGCUAAACUACAGAAAUUAGCCACAGGAUUUGUGCCUUCUGACAACUUGUCAGCGAAAUGCCACGUUCCAUUAGUUCCUUUCUUUGCCCUUUUUCUACAAGAUUUGACAUCUAUACAAGAAGGAUUGCAUGAUUUUCGAGAUCCCUCUUCAUUUCGGCCUAAUAGGUUAAUAAACGUGGAAAAAUUCACCAAAGUUACAAAGACGUUAUCACUCCUUCAGUUUUUCCAAGUGAGCUACGACACUAAUGACAGGCCAAACAUUCUGGGCAGCGGAAGAGAAUCUUUCUUCAAUCUGAACAGUAAUUCAGAUAUCGAUACCACCAGAAUAAAGCCCGUCGCGUUGCUGCAGAAAUUCAUUCUUUAUGAACUAUGGCGUGUAAAUUUGCUCUAUUCUGAUGACAGUGAUAGAGGCUACAAGCUCAGUUUGACAUUAGCACCACGCAAUGAGCCCUAA
This is a messenger RNA of Lachancea meyersii CBS 8951, 4308 nucleotides long. NCBI's taxonomy places the organism in Eukaryota, Fungi, Ascomycota, Saccharomycetes, Saccharomycetales, Saccharomycetaceae. The record is from the annotation of a GenBank genome assembly.